Camarhynchus parvulus is the source of this 473-nucleotide messenger RNA. Its product is annotated as acetyl-coenzyme A synthetase 2-like, mitochondrial. The transcript is spliced from 2 exons. Gene Ontology annotation, biological process: acetyl-CoA biosynthetic process. Gene Ontology annotation, molecular function: acetyl-CoA synthetase activity. Gene Ontology annotation, cellular component: mitochondrion. The record is from RefSeq and is a predicted model, not a curated record. Lineage: Eukaryota; Metazoa; Chordata; Aves; Passeriformes; Thraupidae. Bases 1 to 453 code for a protein of 150 amino acids.
AUGACAGCGUUCCUUCUGUGCCACAGGGAACUUCAGGAUCUGACUUGCCGCCUUGCCAACACCCUGAAGAAAUACGGGAUCCAGAAAGGGGACAGGGUGGCCAUCUAUAUGUCUGUGUCCCCCCUGUCAGUGGCUGCCAUGCUGGCCUGUGCCAGGAUCGGUGCUGUUCACACCGUGGUCUUCGCUGGAUUCAGCGCCGAGUCCUUGGCUGGGAGAAUCAUGGACUCUGGAUGCAAAGCAGUUAUCACAUACAACCAGGGAGUCAGGGGAGGCCGAACCAUAGAGCUGAAGGCAACUGUGGAUGAAGCUGUGAAGAACUGUCCAAGCAUCAAACAUGUGUUUGUGGCUCAGAGGACAGAUAACAAAGUCCACAUGGGCGACCGAGAUAUUCCCCUUGAAGAGGUAUGUUCUUGUUGGAUAACUCCUUUUAGGUCUGAGUGCUGGCCAGGAUAAUCUUUCUCUCCAUAAGUGCU